GAUGCAGCGAAUGUUGAGAAAUAUCGUCAAAAAUACCGUUUAUAUGGACAUACCCUGGACGUUCUGCAUGCAGAAUGGUCAAAAGACGCCCGGUAUCUUGCGUCGUGUGGUAUGGAUAACAAUGUUAUUGUUUGGGAUGCGAACAAUUUACCGAGUUGGUUUUGAUUCAGAUUUAUUUCACAUGGUCGAUUGGUUCAUUUGA
Anisakis simplex (herring worm) is the source of this 202-nucleotide messenger RNA. NCBI's taxonomy places the organism in Eukaryota, Metazoa, Nematoda, Chromadorea, Rhabditida, Anisakidae. The record is from the annotation of a GenBank genome assembly.